AUGGUAGUCUCAAUGGAUUCGAUGCGGGAGCGCGAUGAAGAAAACAUGCCAAAUGCGGCGUUUCGGGCUGAUAUUGUCGAGAAACUCCAGCCCGGCUUCGCUAGAGCGACGACCGAGCGUGGCCGCCUCGGCUUCCAGAGUGCCGUACAAAUGGAAGAGUUCAUCUUCCAACGUACUGGCAGCCGUGAGGAAUACUUCCGCGUCGUCGUCAAACUGAUCAACGCGAUGACCCAGGCCCGUAUGUUC
Mesorhabditis spiculigera is the source of this 246-nucleotide messenger RNA. The record is from the annotation of a GenBank genome assembly. Lineage: Eukaryota; Metazoa; Nematoda; Chromadorea; Rhabditida; Rhabditidae.